This is a messenger RNA of Lepus europaeus (European hare), 11184 nucleotides long. It is a transcript of the gene RBM14, whose product is annotated as RNA binding motif protein 14. The record is from RefSeq and is a predicted model, not a curated record. The coding region runs from base 114 to 2117 and encodes 667 amino acids. Gene Ontology annotation, cellular component: cytosol; nuclear speck. NCBI's taxonomy places the organism in Eukaryota, Metazoa, Chordata, Mammalia, Lagomorpha, Leporidae. Gene Ontology annotation, biological process: mRNA splicing, via spliceosome. The transcript is spliced from 3 exons. Gene Ontology annotation, molecular function: zinc ion binding; mRNA binding.
GCGGGGUUCUCGGUCGCCAGCCAUUCCUGAGGAGGACUGCCGGUCGGACGGUCGUCUCGCCUGUCGCUGGAGGAGCGGUCCCGGGUCUCCGGGAAGGCGGCUGCCGCGGCAAAAUGAAGAUUUUCGUGGGCAACGUCGACGGGGCGGAUACGACGCCGGAGGAGCUGGCAGCCCUCUUCGCGCCCUACGGCACGGUCAUGAGCUGCGCCGUCAUGAAACAGUUCGCCUUCGUGCACAUGCGCGAGAACGCGGGCGCGCUGCGCGCCAUCGAGGCCCUGCACGGCCACGAGCUGCGGCCGGGGCGCGCGCUCGUGGUGGAGAUGUCGCGCCCGAGGCCCCUUAACACUUGGAAGAUCUUUGUGGGCAAUGUGUCGGCUGCGUGCACGAGCCAGGAGUUGCGCAGCCUCUUCGAGCGCCGCGGACGCGUCAUCGAGUGUGACGUGGUGAAAGACUACGCGUUUGUUCACAUGGAGAAGGAAGCAGAUGCCAAAGCCGCCAUCGCGCAGCUCAACGGCAAAGAAGUGAAGGGCAAGCGCAUCAACGUGGAACUCUCAACCAAGGGUCAGAAGAAGGGGCCUGGCCUGGCUAUCCAGUCUGGGGACAAGACCAAGAAACCAGGGGCUGGGGAUACGGCAUUCCCUGGAACUGGUGGCUUCUCUGCCACCUUCGACUAUCAGCAGGCUUUUGGCAACAGCACUGGUGGCUUUGAUGGGCAAGCCCGUCAGCCCACACCUCCUUUCUUUGGUCGCGACCGCAGCCCCCUGCGCCGUUCACCUCCCCGAGCCUCGUACGUGGCUCCUCUGACGGCCCAGCCCGCCACCUACCGGGCCCAGCCCUCUGUGUCGCUGGGAGCUGCUUACAGGGCUCAGCCUUCUGCCUCUCUGGGUGUUGGCUACCGGACUCAGCCCAUGACAGCCCAGGCAGCCUCUUACCGUGCUCAGCCCUCUGUCUCCCUUGGGGCCCCAUACAGGGGCCAGCUGGCUAGCCCUAGCUCCCAGUCUGCCGCAGCUUCUUCACUUGGCCCAUAUGGUGGAGCCCAGCCCUCAGCCUCAGCCCUCUCCUAUGGGGGUCAGGCGGCUGCGGCUUCUUCACUCAACUCCUAUGGGGCUCAGGGCUCCUCCCUUGCCUCCUAUGGUAACCAGCCAUCCUCUUAUGGCGCCCAGGCUGCCUCUUCCUAUGGGGUUCGUGCAGCAGCUUCCUCCUACAACACCCAGGGAGCAGCUUCCUCCCUAGGUUCCUAUGGGGCUCAGGCAGCCUCCUAUGGGGCCCAGUCUGCAGCCUCCUCACUGGCUUAUGGAGCCCAGGCAGCUUCUUACAAUGCCCAGCCCUCGGCCUCCUACAAUGCCCAGUCCGCUCCAUAUGCUGCACAGCAGACUGCUUCCUACUCUUCUCAGCCCGCCGCCUAUGUGGCACAGCCAGCCACAGCUGCCGCCUACGCCAGCCAGCCAGCCGCCUAUGCUGCACAAGCCACUACCCCGAUGGCUGGCUCCUAUGGGGCCCAGCCGGUGGUCCAGACCCAGCUGAAUAGUUACGGGGCUCAAGCAUCGAUGGGCCUGUCAGGCUCCUAUGGGGCUCAGUCGGCUGCUGCGGCCACUGGCUCCUAUGGUGCCGCAGCCGCCUAUGGGGCCCAACCUUCUGCCACCCUGGCAGCGCCUUACCGCACUCAGUCAGCCUCAUUGGCUGCUUCCUAUGCUGCCCAGCAGCAUCCGCAGGCUGCUGCCUCCUACCGUGGCCAGCCGGGCAGUGCCUACGACGGGGCAGGUCAGCCGUCUGCAGCCUACCUGUCCAUGUCCCAGGGGGCCGUUGCCAACGCCAACAGCACCCCGCCGCCUUAUGAGCGUACCCGUCUCUCCCCACCCCGGGCCAGCUACGACGAUCCCUACAAAAAGGCUGUCGCCAUGUCGAAAAGGUAUGGUUCCGACCGGCGUUUAGCCGAGCUCUCUGAUUACCGCCGUUUAUCAGAGUCGCAGCUUUCGUUCCGCCGCUCGCCGACAAAGUCCUCGCUGGAUUACCGUCGCCUGCCCGAUGCCCAUUCUGAUUACGCACGCUAUUCGGGCUCCUAUAAUGAUUACCUGCGGGCAGCUCAGAUGCACUCUGGCUACCAGCGCCGCAUGUAGGGCCAUCCUGGGGAGGGGGCACCGGAGGGAGGGAGGGAGAGGUAGGUAGGGUGCAGACCCAGGUUAUGCCUUCUCUGGCCCUAUCUCCCGGUUGCGGUUUUUCAUCCCCUCUACCAGUGGGCCUUCCCCCAGGAGCUGAUCCUUUUGAGUGUUUGGCAGUAACUGACUUUGUUCUUCGCCUCAGCAGCAAAUCUUGCUACUGGCUGUAGACCUGCGGUUUCCCCUCCACCUUGCCUCCCAUUUCCCCAGAAUGGGAAUUUCUUUUAUGUUUUUAUUUUUUCCUGGCUCCCUUUUAUUUUUUGUGCGCGAUAUUUAAGGUCGUCUGGAUGGGGAAGCAACCUGCAGCUGAGGUCGGCGGCGCCUUUUUCUUUUUAGAUGUGAGGGAGGCCAGGAAAGGAUUAGCUUAACCAUUUCCUAUGCGCCAAACUGUGCCAGCAGUCCGGGGGUCCCUGACUGUCCCUCUCUAGACUGUUGAGACUGAGUUCCUGUUGGGACAGUCAGUUGGUAUGUGUCCAAGUCCCGACUGACCACUGAUGUUCUAGCUGAUGGUGAGCAGCACAGUCCCACUUCCCCAUCUCCCCAAGUAGGUGGUAUUAGAAAACCUUAAUUUUUUCCCUUUUGUAUGGACUACAAAUAAAACUUGGGGCAAUUUGCAGUUUGGAAACCUGGUUGUCAUUGUCUUGAUUGCACUCAGUGUCAGAGGAGUCAGGUUGACAUCCAGGAAUACGUGGCAGCUAAAGCGGAGGCAGCUGGAAGAUCCCAUGGUGGGUGAGAAAAGGGGUGUGGAUGUGGGGACGAGAGUGGUUUCCCUGCCCAGAGGGGUUUAGCUCAUCCGUGUUCAGCCAGCCUGCCGUCUUUAGGAAUGGAGGGUCCACUGAAGUGUCUUGGACUUCCUUGGCUGUCAACUUUAAUUGAGCACCGAAAUGCAGCAACUAAAGCCCAUUUCCUCUGCCUCUGGCUGACCAUGUUCCCCGACUUUUCCCCAGUUCACAAACAACUUGUGCUCCAGCAGGGUGGUUCGGGGGUUUGGCUUCUCAAAUAAGUUGGGAAUGGGCUGCUGUGGUGUUUACAAAGCUAGUGGAUCCUUCAGGCAGUGGGCUUGAGUGAAUGCUGGAGCUGGCAUCAGCAAAGGAGUCAUUGUGGGUUGGGGGAGAUGUCAGUGUCUGUUACUGCCCUGUGGUUGGAGAAAGGGGGGGGCAGGGAGAAUUUGAAACAGGUAUGGAGCGUUCUGGCCGUAGACCUGGUACUUCGCCUGUCGAACUUCACCAUGGAGCGUCCUUCCUGCGUCCUGCAACCCUGCCAUCAGUCACCUGAGACUCCUUUCCCUGUCUUCAUUGGUUAGGGUGUUCAGAUGUUUUCUUGAUGGGUUUAUAUUUGAAGAUGUCAUGAGAGACUGUGGGAAGGGGUGGGGUGCAAGCAUAACCAAGCUGGGGUGCUGGGAUUGGGUGGAAAUUGGAAGACUGUUUCUGUGCUUUUAUUCCUGGGUUGGGGGUUAAGCACAAAAAAAACAUGGAAGUUCCAACCAGGGAAAAGGUGGAGGCUUCGGCUUGAUGGGUGAAUAAAAGGACCAUUGGGUGGGGUGGCAACAGGAAAAACUGAUGCUCCUUUGGGGAGAGGGGCUCUGGAGACUUGAUUGGGGGGCCUGCUAGGGUAAGGUAUCUGGGGAGGUGUGUCAGUCUCGUGGCGUGCCAGGUGGGUUGAAUCUUCCUCCUCCAUCAACUUCACGUGUGAGCUUGCCUGCUACAGGGUGGUUUGCCCCAGGUGUCUGCUUCCCUCUGCCCAGCGUGCAGAAGCAUCAGUCUUCAGACCAUGAGCUCUUCCUUGCGGGUGCCAGUGGGUAAUCCAGGGAGGCCUGGGGCCAUCGCUCUUUUCUUUGCUUCUCCUUCUGCUCAUUGCUUCGCCUUCAGGUGCUUGGCUGCUCCUUUUCAUUUCUUUGCAGGACUGAGGAACAGUGGGAGGAGGAGGUUGAUAGGGUUCUUGUUUUUCCUGUGCGGUGGUGGGAUGAUCUGUGAGAGGCAAGCUAAUAAGCUGAGCGCUGGUUAUUCUGCAGUAUUGAAGGUUGAUUGCAGGGUUGUGAUUGUGACCCGUGUAUUUGCAGUAUUUCUUUCUUCGUCAGUGUGGCUUUCUGUCAUUUCCCUCUCUCCAGUAAGGGCUAAGUCACUGUCCAGUACCAUGGUUCCUGCAGAACAGGGCCUCUGUUGAUGUUCUCUGUUGCAGCCCCAACUCUUCAGAAUGACCUGGCCUAGAUGAGCACCUUAACCACCUGUCAUCUUUAGGUCCUGUUGCCGUUGCUGCCUCAGCCCUCAGGCUUCUGGUUGUUAAAGCCAGAAGGAGCCACAAAGCUAAAUCAUUUGUCAUUUUCCUCUUUCUUACAGAUUGUUUUAAAAUCUCUCUCCCCUCUUUUUGAUUUAAAUUGUGCCACCUUUGUUAAUCUUACAUAACCCACUCCUUAUACUUCGCUUUUUAUGGCUUUCCAAUUUCUAGCGUCCUGUAACUUGGGAAGAGUUGGGGUGAGUGAAUGGGAGGAUAGACAAUGUGUAUUUGGGAAUGUGGACUUUCAGUGUGUCUUUGGAUCACUCAGCUAAUACACCAUUCACCUCUACAACUUGGCCUUCACUGGAGACGUUUCAGUUGGUUUAUUCCUGGAAGAAGACCACGUAGAAGCUUCUAGCCUUGUCAGCCUGCUCUCUUCUGAGAUUUUGACCUUGUUUUAAGUUAAUGUUUGGGGUAGGUCUGGGGCCUUUUAAUGGAGUUACUGGGAUCAUCACUGAAGGCUCUCUGUCUACAGGUAGGCUCCCUUUUUAGUCAUACCCCUCGUUAUAGCAGAAGUCUGCAGCUCGUGGUCCUCCGUGCAUUUUGUCCUGUGAAGCCGUGUCAAGCCAAGUAAGUGGACUAUAACAUGGGGUGAGUGGUUGUAAUGCAAAAAGAUUGACCAGGAUUAUGGACUAGUGUACUAUAUGAUGGGAGUUUGGAAUAGAGAUGAGAUGGAUAGCAUAUUAAAAAUGCCCAAGUUUAAAAUGUCAUGAAGGGUUAAGCAGUCGAGUUUUCCAGAGGAAAUUCUUAAACCUGGGUUUCAGAUCUAGCUCUAAAUCAUCUAAAAUAUGUAUUUAAAGUGCCUGAAAUGCAGGGCACAGGUAGCUCAGUCCUUGGGCUGACCUUGAAACGUUUCCAGCCUGGAAAGGAAAGCACGACUAUCUCAGUGAAGUAGUCAGUUAACCAGUGCUCAGCCUGUGGUGGAUGAGGAGAGGAGGUGGCAGUCCUACUAAGAUGCUGCUUUAUAGAGAUUUGAUUUAACAACUGACUUGACAGACUAUUUUAAUCUUUUUUUUUUUUGACCAGCAGAGUUAGACACAGAGAGAGAGACAGAGAGAAAGGUCUUCCUUCCGUUGUUUCAGCCCCUAAAUGGUUGCUGUGGCCGGCGCGCUGCGCCAAUCUGAAGCCAGGAGCCAGGUACCUCCUCCUGGUCUCCCAUGCGGGCGCAGGGCCCAAGGACCUGGGCCAUCCUCCACUGCCCUCCCGGGCCACAGCAGAGAGCUGGACUGGAAGAGGAGCAACUGGGACAGAAUCCGGCACCCCAAAUGGGACUAGAACCCCGGGUGCUGGCACUGCAGGUGGAGGAUUAGCCUAGUGAGCCACGGCGCCAGCCAGACUUUUUUAAUCUUAAAGGUUGUUUUUAUUUUAUUUGAAAGGUAGACACAGAGGUGUUCCAUCUCUUCAUUUACUCCCUUAAUGUCCAUAACUGCAAGGACUGAGCUAGGCCGAAGCCAGGAGACUGGAACUCAACCCAGCUCUCCUGCAUGGGUGGCACAGGGACCCAUGUACUUCAGCUGUCAUCUGCUGUGCACUCCCAGGGUGUGCUUUAGAAGGAAGCUGGUGUCGGAAGCAGGGCCAGGUUUCAACCUAGGCACUCCAGUUUGGGAUGUGAUGUCUCACACAGUAUCCAAACUGCUGUGCCAGAUGCCUGCCCCUGACUGUGUCUAAAAUCUGCUUUCCUGAUUUGAGUGCUGGCUAUACCCCUCCCAGCUGUGUGGCACUGGACAUGUCAGCAACUCUACCUCAGGUUUGUCAUGUAUAAAAUGGGGAUAAUAGCAUUCACUGUAGUGCUAAGCAGCUCUAAAAGGGUUUUUCAUAAACUAAUCACCGUGGCAGUCCACAUGAAUUAGGUGUUUAUUUCCAAGCCUCUUUUGUAAAUAGGGAAAUUGGAGCUGUAGGUUAAAUAUCUUAAGGUCACAUAGCUGAAAGUGGUGGACCAAGGAACUGAACCAGCCAUUUGAACUGUCUAGAACUUCGCUUGUCAUCAUUCCAUGCUACUGUCAGGAGGGUCACAUGUGACACAAGUAGGGCCUCAUACUGCUUAUUCCAUGCUAGCCACCUCAUAGAAAGGUUAGAACAUUCUGGGAAGGUUGGGAUGGCCUCGUGGAGCACACAGUGGUGUGAGUGCAGCGCCUGAGUCACAGGGAAGGCGGUGAGUUGCUGUGAUGCGUGGUACACAGGAAGGACUUCCAGGCUGUUGGACCACAUCAGUUUGGUCACCUUGUCUUGCAACACUGUCCUGAGAUCAGCUUCUUAGAGUUAUGGAGAAGAAAGUUCAUUGAUUGUCCACGUGCAGGGGAAAUGCAAAGACAUUAAGGAAGGCUAAGAAAGUUAUAGCUGGCAGAGGGAUUAGAAGCCUGGGAAGCCCACUUCAUUUGGCCUGCUGGUUCUCAUGAACAUCUUCAUAGACUAGUGGCUUUCAGUUUGAGUCCUGUCAGACCCGUAACUCAUUUGUCACUCGGUGUAUAAAUUGCAUAUAAGGAAUUUUCAAAAAGUUCAUGGGGAAUACGUUAUAUUUAAUGCAAUUUUUCCAUGAACUUUUUGAAGUAUCCUAAUAUUUUCACCCCUAAGGGCAUGAAACUAAUGUUUAUGUUUUAAGUAGUUUUCACUGACAUUGUUUACCCCUAAAUUUAGAUCUGUCCCUCAAUCCCCUUUAAAGAGUCGAGGCUGUCAUCUGUCAAUUAUAUGACUUAUAUUUUGUUGGAGGUUUGCAGCCAGAAUAUGUAUUUUUGGCUCUGAUAAAAUGUCAGCUGUCUUAACUUUUAUUUUUUUUUUUUUAAGAUUGAUUGAUUUAUUUGAGAGGCAGAGGCAGAGAGAAAGGAAGAGGUCUUCCAUCUGCAGAUUCACUCCCCAAACGGCUGCAGUGGCCAGGGCUGGGCCGGGCCGAAGCCAGGAGCCAGGAGCUCCAUCCAGGUCUCCCACAUGGUGCUGAGCCCCAGGGACUUGGGCCAUCUUCCGCUGCUUACCUGGGUGCAUUAGCAGGGAGCUGGAUUGGAAGUGGAGCAGCCAGGACUCAAGUGGGAUGCCAGCACUGCAGGUGGUGGCCUUUAUGCCACAGUGCUGGCCCCUGUCUUGCUGACUUUGAACCAAGUCACUUCUUAGGGACUGGGUAGCCUGGUGGAAAAAUUAAGAGCCACCAAAAUGGCAUCUAGAUAAGGUGAUCAUCCAGGCAAGGUGAGAGUUAAAUAUUCUUCUGUUCAUUAUCUUUCUCAAUAGGGAUGCUAAGGUGGAGCAUUUGGCCAAAUGUCUUUAAUUGGCUUUAAAUUUUAAAACUAAUUAUUUUAUUUGAAAGAAAUUUUCCACCUGCUGGUGCACUCCCCAAAUGUGUACAGCAGAGAGAGAAUUUUUCAUCUACUGAUUCACUUCCCAUAUACCUGUAACAGCUACAGUUUGGCCAGGCUGAAGCUAGGAGCACGGACCUCAAUCUGUGUUUCCCACAUAGGUGGCAGGGGCCCAAGUACUAGAGCCAUCACCUGCUGCCUCCCAGGGCAGGCAGUAGCAGGAACUUAGAAUUGGAAGCAGGGCUGGGACUUGAACCCUGGCCACUUUAAUGUAGGGUGUUGGCAUCUCAAGUGGUUGCUUAGCUGCUAUACCAAACACCUACCCCAGUUGGCCUUUAAUUAAAAAUUUUUUAUUUAGAUUUAUUUAUUUCAGAGGCAGAGUUGCAGAGAAAGGUCUGCUGGUGAACCAUCUGCUGGUUUACUCCCCAAAUGGCCUCAAAGGCAGAGCUGGGCCAAUCAGAAGCCAGGAACUUAUUUGGGUCUCCCACAUGGGUGCAGGUGCUCAAGCACUUGGGGCAUUUUCUGCUGCUUUCCCAGGCCACUAUCAGGGAGCUGGAUAGGAAGUAGAGCAGCCAGGACUUGAACUGGUACCCAUAAGGGAUGCCAUCACUGUAGGUGGGAGGCCUAAUCUAUGCCACAGCAUCAUCCCAUAAAAACAAUUUUUUUUCCUUUAAAGAUUUUUAUUUUACUUAUUUGAAAAUUACAGAGAGGCAGAGGCAAAGAGAGAAAGAAGUCUUCCAUCUGCUGGUUCACUUUCCAAAUGGCUGCAACAGUUGGAACUGGGUCCAUCUGAAGCCAGGAGCUUAUUUGGAUCUCCCACGUGGGUGCAGGGGCCCAAGGACUUGGGCCAUCUUCUUCUGCUUUUCCAGGCCAUAGCAGAGAGUUGGAUCGGAAGUGGAGCAGUUGGGACUUGAACCAGUACCCAUAUGGGAUGCUGGCACUUGCAAGGCAGCAGCUUUACCCACAAUGCCAUAGCUGCCAUCCCCUAGGCAAACUUUAAGCUCUUUUUUUUUUUUUUUUUUUUAAGAUUUAUUUAUUUUUUACUUGAGAAUCAGAGUUACACAGAGGAGAGGCAGAGAGAGAGGUCUUCCAUCCGAUGGUUCACUCCCCAACUGGCUGCAAUGGCCAGAACUGCCGAGCCAGGAACCUCUUCCGGGUCUCCCACGCGGGUGCAGGGGACCAAGCUUUGGGCCAUCUUCCACUGCUUUCCCAGGCCAUAGCAGAGAGCCGGAUCGGAAGUGGAGCAGCCGGGACUCGAACUGGUACCCAUUUGGAAUGCUGGCACUGCAGGCGGCAGCUUUACCUGCUACACCACAGCGCCGGCCCCGCUACGAACCUCUUCACUUCAAAGCUUCAUUCUGCAUUUGUCAGAGUGGUGACCAAAAGAUGUGAACAUAGGUUACCUCUGGCUUUUAGGCACUGACUUCGUUUGAGAGACUGGAAAAUACUAGGUGAUACGAGUAAAGGAAUAUAUUUUCAGUACUGAUAAGCAUUCACGUUCUUAACCUGAUACUGACUGAACGUCAAGUCAUUUCCCUUCUUUUGAUUACCAAGAAGUUGACUUGUACAUUCAUUGGUUUGUUAACUUCGGUAACAAAUAUUUGAGUGUCUACCAUGUGCCAGGAGCAGUUCUAAUACAGGAUGUAGUAUGGAGUAAGAAAAGCUUCCUGCCAUUGUAGGACAGUUGUUUGCUAGGGCAUUAGAAGGACACAAAAUGGCUGAAUUAAUAGGAUUUCAGUUGGUGGUGAGUGUUGGGAAAAAUAACAGGGUAUUGGGAGAGUUCUCAGGUAGUGUUGGAGUGAAGGAUGCCUUUGCUUGGUGUGGCCACUAGCCACUGAAGAAAGAAUAUUCCAGUCACGAACUUGGGACAAGGAGGCCAGUUGGUCUGUAGCAUAGUUGGAGGGCAGGAGUGGUGCUGAAUAGAUUGGGAGACUCCAGCCAAGGACCAGAUCAGGUAGGGUCUUUCGGUCCAGGGAGAGGAACUUAAAUUCUCCACCUCCCCUAAUUUUAAUAGGUUUUUAAAAUGCAGGGACAGGAUUUAAUGUGGUUCGGUUUAAUGAGCUUGCCGAUGAGAGAUCUAGUGGGUCUUCAGAAUGUAAAUCAAGUAAUUUGAUUUGGGGGGCAUGAGGAAUUCAGUAAUCUUGAUGUCUGUACCCAAGCAUGAAUUUUGAUCUUGAAAUUUAUCUUCCCAGUCUCUUCCCUUGGGGCCAGGAGGGAGUUUUAGUUUCAUGUAGUGAAUGGACUUAAUAUGCCUUGGUGUUUGGAGGUGUUUUUUAAUCACAGGGCUCUUGGGACACAAAACAUUUGGAAGAUCAAACUGAAGGGAGAUGAGAGGAUUUCUAUACCUUCCAUGUUUCCUUGUGCCUGUUAAGUUGUGACUACUUGCUAAUUUCGCCCCCUGCAGAUGACACGUGCCGCGGAAUCUAACAUGGACUUGGUCUCUUCCUGUCUUGUGGCUUUUAAUCAGUCUCAGAGGUGAAUUAGAAUCUACAAUGACAUGGACCACGAUUAGUGACCAGCACAUCUGUAAAUGUUACAUUUUUGUAUUUUUAAGGAACUUUUUCUACUCUAGAAUAAGUUCCAGGCCAGUUUUCUCACAUUGGACUCCUGAAACAUUUUGGGUUUGAAUACUUUGUAUUUAUUUUGAGCAGCGGAUAGAACUUUUAUCCACUGGUUCAUUCUCCAAAUACCCAUAAUGGCUGGGGCUGAGGCUGGGCCUACUCUGAAGCCAGGAACGGAGAACCUGGCCCAGGUCUCCUGCACGGAUGGCAGGGAUCCAGCUGCUUGUGCUGUCGCCGUCACCUAAGCUGGAGCUGGGAAUUGAACCCAGGCCUCUGAUGGGGCCUGCAGUAAACAACUGCCCCUCGUCUUUACCAGAAUUCCCACUUCUUCCUGAACUGCCUCUCCCCUCUUCCUCUGUUGGCUGCUGCGGGUGGUGGUAUGUUGUUAGUGUCGUCUCUGCUUCUGGGGUCUCGGUCUCAGGCGGGUCACUGCUUUUAGCCUGUUCUGUUCCUGUUUGUGUUCGCAUGCAGCGCUCCCCACCUGCUCCUCCUCUAACUCCCUCUCCCACAGCUGCAGUCUUGGCUCAAGUCGGUGGAGUAUGGGAUUAUGUGAAGUGGCCAGAGGGAGAGAAGAGGCGGUGACAAGGGAGUGGACUCUGAAGAAUGCCAUUUUGAUUGUACUCUGUUUACAGCAAAUUGUGCCCAGGCUCUUUCCCUCUAAGGUCGAUUCUGGGGGGGUUAAACCGACAGCCCUGGCUGAUGGCGCCCAAUAAAACAAACAAACAAAACCUUUGCGGCUGCAGUUCUUUUCCUGAGGGCGGGAGGGGGAUGUGUGUCUUCCCACGCCUGGGGUCUGGCAGAGUGGAGCAGCCCUGGCCAGGCCUGCUCCUGGGCCCCCUACACCUGAACUGAAAUUGGGUCCACUGUUUUAGGUUCUUUCUCCAUCUUUUCGUGAAAGUCGUUUUAAUUUGG